UUGGCGUCAACAUUGCUUAACUUUACUGAUGACAUCAACUUCAUCAGAUGUUUUCAAUCCAUUUUCAUUCACAACUCAGAUCGCCUCUCGAGACGCAGGUAGACCGUGCUCAAACGUGAGUCACGUUUAUACCUAAUCCUGUGCAGUUCUGAUUUGUCUAGAGUUGUUUCAAUUUUGGCAUUUAUCCUUUUGGUGGGUGAGAGAGACAGACAAGGACUUGAGUGCUGUGAAAAAAGGUGUAAAGCGAGUGCCUUCCCACCAUGGAGGACAUCAACUGCCUUCCAACGGAGGUUCUAUCCCACAUUCUGGGCUUUCUCGAGCCAGAAGAUUGGAAGUUAGCCAGCCAGGUUUGCCGCCGAUGGUACAACAUCCUGCAGGGCGCACGAUUCCAGCGCCAGAUUCUGAUGAGAAUCAACAGCACCUUUAUGGACCCACCUACGGAGCAGGAAAAGUGUGCCUUAACCCAUUGCCGGAACCUGCUGAUCACCCAGUGGGACGAAUCAUACGACUUUGAGUGGUACGACGAAGAAGACGAAGACGAGGAGGCAAACAGUGUGGAGAGCUUCCGUAACAUAGAUGUGGUCGAGUUUAAGUACUUGUACCAGCCCUCACCGGAGCUAAACGCUGGCGAGUUACUGUUCUGCCAAGAGUUGAACCUGGAGAGUCUGGAGUUGUGCAGCACAUUCGCCGGCUGUCGGCACAUCCUCGAAGACCGUCUUCAACAACUCCAAAAUCUCACAGAACUAUCCCUCGAAAUUGAUGAGGGUCGCAAAUCCAACCCAAUCUCAAUGGACCACACCUUCUGGGUGCUUCGCCACGACCGGUUACGGAAGCUCAAGUUAUCGUUUGCCCAGCGAAUGAACAACUUCAGCGUAGUUACCCCUGCGCUAACCAGCCUUGAAGUGCGCCCCUUCACAGUCUUCAGCAUGCCCAUCAUCACCCAGUACGCGAGCCAACUCCAGCGCGUCGACAUCCAUAUUGAAUACUCCGAACUGAUCAACGACCUGCUCGCUCUCAAAUUCCCCUCCCUCACGAAUCUUCGUUUGCGAAUGGACGACGAUCGGGACUUGCAGGUGCGCUACGCUAAUCUUCAGCACCGCCAUGCCGACAUCUAUCUCGACGAGCAGUUCGUCAAAAAUAUGCCAAAGUUGAAGCGCUUUCGCUGUGAAAGCCACUUUCUGUUCUACCGGAUGGCGUCGGCUCUCGCCAGGUUUGGCCACCCCCAGCUGGAGGAGGUCAAGCUGGACUCGAUGCAUUUUGACGCGGUGCAGCUGGUCAUGCUGCAGGAGUUGCCGCGGUUGAAGACCUUCAAAAUGCACCGCAGCGAAGCACUCCCACCACCGGAAACUCCUCGCAUUCUUCCUCGAUUGUACCUGCCCCACCUGCAGGAGCUUUCACUGGUGUACAACGAGUCGCACAUCGUGUUCGACAAAGGACUAACCGGACUCAAAACGCUCAAAAUGACCGUUUGGUCAAGCAGAAAUCACAAAAUCCUCUACAAAAUCUGCAACAAUCUCCCCAACCUGGAGUACCUCCGGCUGAUUUUAAACACCAAGCUGGUCAACACGGCCUUCCGCUACCUGAACCGGCUGACCAAGCUCCGGUCGAUCCGGGUAGACAACGUGGAGCUGACCGAGCGACUCUGGCAGUACUGUCCGGAGAUGGCCGGAGUGCGCAAGUUGGUCCUCACCAACGGCAAUCUAACCAUGGGUACCGUGACGGCCCUUGCGCGGCUCUUCCCGGCGCUGAACGUGCUGCACCUCGAGGAGUGCUAUUUCCAAGGCUGUGAUAAAGAGAGGGGUGAAAGCGAUGAGGAGGACAGUGGGAGUGAAGAUGAAAGGGAGGAUGAUGACGACAUUAUUCAGGCGCAGUACGAGGCGCGUGUGAGGCAGUAUUUUCCAAAGUGUAGGGUUUCACUUUACCGUACAAUGUUCUUGAAGAGAAGAUGAAUUAUAUUGUUGAUUGUUAAAAGUUAUG
Culex quinquefasciatus (southern house mosquito) is the source of this 1977-nucleotide messenger RNA. RefSeq lists its product as uncharacterized. Gene Ontology annotation, cellular component: SCF ubiquitin ligase complex. The transcript has 3 exons. Bases 261 to 1949 code for a protein of 562 amino acids. NCBI's taxonomy places the organism in Eukaryota, Metazoa, Arthropoda, Insecta, Diptera, Culicidae. Gene Ontology annotation, biological process: SCF-dependent proteasomal ubiquitin-dependent protein catabolic process. The record is from RefSeq and is a predicted model, not a curated record. Gene Ontology annotation, molecular function: protein binding.